AUGGCAUUGUCAACUAUUCUAGGAGAUGGACCACCCGGUCCGCUUGCUCGUUUAGAGCCGUUGUCUCAAUCCGUGUAUAGGGACCCUGCUCGUACUCUAGGCCCGGAUCUAUCGCCUUUAAAGCGACCGUAUACUCCUGGCGAUCGACCGAUCGGUGGACAUGCAAUUGAACCUUCCCGCUCGAACAGUCCACCGAUGAACAAGCCGCCAUCUUUCCCCGAAACGAGAACGCCACCUUAUCGGCCCGGACCUAGCGUAUCGCGUCCGCGCGAUCCUCACUUCUCGCCACCGACACGCCCGUUAUCCCAACCAACAUUCCCACCGCCGCCCGAAGCUCAUCCUCAAACCCAAGCGCCACCCCCGACCAGCCAGCCUCAUCCUCACCCGCCGAUUUAUCAUCAUCACCAAGAAAGAAUCCCCGAAAGGAUGACCGAAAGGAUGACUGAAAGGGAGCCAUUCCCAUCACAACCGCCUCCUCACCUUCGAGCGCAGAACCACCUCCGUACGAGUUCCUAUCCCGAAAGCCCCUACCAGCGCCAGAUCACAGAACCUCCCCGUCGGGAGCCUACACCCCCUCGAUCUGUACAACCGCCAUUACCACGACACAACCAGGCCCCGAAUGUCUCGCCGCCAAUAUCUCAACAUCUUCCACCUCACCCCCAACCUCACCCAUCACCCUCAUAUCAUCACCCUGCUCCACCUACCUCUUCAACCGCGUCUCUUUCUUUCAAUGCAUAUACUACACAAAUGCCCGAAUCUCCGUUCGCGAUAACACCUGGCUUGUCCAAUCAACAUACAAUAUCUAGCCUUCACCAGUAUGACAACGAUCGCAAAAAGCCCGCAGGAAAUACCUCCAUCGAUGAUCCAGCACAAAUACUUAUCGACCGGUUGCAUGAUUCCAAACACUGGGAACGAGAGCACCCGGACCGGGAAAGAAGCACAGACAUUCCACCACUUCGUGCUGAAGAGGCGCUUGUAAAGGGAUUUCAUGAAAGGAAAUAUCCCGGUUCGUUUGCGAACGAUCAAGUUUCUCAGUCUCCAAAGCUUAAGCGUGAGGUUAUCGUAAUCGAUGAGGUCGACUCCAUCAUUAAGAAGGAUGACGAUGUCGAAAUGGGAGGGAUCGAACUUACCCACAGCCCAAUGAAGCGGGCUGAUGUUAUCCCAGUUGAAAGGGCAGCAAAGAGGCGACGAGGGUAUUAUACCGCUGGCUCAAAUCUACGAUCGGAUAGCACGUUGUCGAACUUGGAGGACGCAGCUGCAGCAUCGCUGUCAGGUACACCAGUCAAAGGCACAACGACUUUCACAUCUGUCAACCCUAGCAAUAGCAAUAGCACCAAUAGCAAUAGCAACAGCAAUAAUCUUCCUGUUAUCCCACCGCCACAGGUAAUCGACAACUCUGAAGUUAUUGCAGAGCUCGAGAAGCAUCAGCGACACCACCUCGGAUCGAUGGUUUAUACCCCCACGGUACUAAAAAAAUCCGGAACCGUAAAAUCUUACAGCCACAUCCCGUUAUUUAUAGAGCGCGAGAAUUGUACAUACCUCAUUCGGAUCCCGUGGUAUUGUCUGUCACUCGAAGAAAGGGAACGGGUGUGUAAGAAGCGAUUGCUGUGGGGUACGGAGGUUUAUACCGAUGAUAGCAAUAUUUUGGCGGUGUUGGUGCACUUGGGAUAUUUACCUGCGGUCAGAGAUGGAGCUGAGGUUGUUGAGUAUGCAUCUGCACAUGAUGCUGUUCUUGCACGACUUUCUGCGCCGAAGAGAAGAGGAGCUGGGAGGUCAAGAGAGAUUGCGGCUGCGGUGAUGGCGGAGGGAGGGGCGCCUAAGACUAGUGCUAGUGUACAACUGCACAAAGAUCUAUUGGUUAAGAUUGUGAUCUGCGGAAAUUUGGGGGAGUAUAGAAGUGUGGUUAAGUAUGGAUUGAAGAGUAGAGGGUGGGAUGGAGGACAUGAUGGUAUGGGGUUUAUGGUUGAGGAUGUUAAGUGGGUUGAUAGCGCCAUUGGGUUUGGGGAUGUGAGAGGUGGGAAGGGAGUCCACGAGCGAUUGAAGAAGUGGGAAACUAUGAGAAAGAAGAAUGAUUUGGUUGAGACGUUGGUGAAUACUACCACCACUGGAAUUGCAAAUGGGAAGGAACGGGGGGUAAAGAAUGUGGGGAGUAGGUGGCUUGUUAAGGAAGUCGUUGAGAAAAAGAAGCAAAAGGAAAGGGAGGAGGAGGAGGAGGAGGAGGAAGAUCAGGAGAAAGGGGGUGUAAAUAUGGAUUUGGAUGUAAAGGAAGGGGAGAAAGAGGUAGUAGUCAAUGGGGAUGCUGUGGCUACGAGUUAA
Molecule: messenger RNA, 2316 nt
Organism: Orbilia oligospora ATCC 24927
Lineage: Eukaryota; Fungi; Ascomycota; Orbiliomycetes; Orbiliales; Orbiliaceae
Exons: 1
Coding region: 1-2316 (771 amino acids)
Source: RefSeq, a predicted model, not a curated record